This is a messenger RNA of Spirodela intermedia, 1424 nucleotides long. NCBI's taxonomy places the organism in Eukaryota, Viridiplantae, Streptophyta, Magnoliopsida, Alismatales, Araceae. The record is from the annotation of a GenBank genome assembly.
AUGUACACCAGCAUCGGCAACCUCACGUCCACGUCUGAGAAGUCCAUCAUCCUCUCCUCCUCCGGCGGACCCAUCACCGGCUCCGGCGCCGGCGGCCGGAGCAUCACCUGCAACACGCUGGGGUGAUCUCCCUUCCCGUGGUCAGCGGCGGAGACUGCCCAAGUCGCCGGCCAGUGGGUUCCAUCCGCCAUCCAAGUCGCCUUCUGCACCUUGAUGGGCUCAGAAGGAUCGGCCCCCUUCUCCCUCAUCAUCUUCAGCAUCUUCAUCUCCUCCCUCGCGUUGAACGCGUCGGAGCGCCGUCGGAUGGAAUCCGGCAACCCGUUGAUCCUCACCUUGAAUUCAUCGUACUCCCGCUUGAUCCGCCGCCGGUCCUUGACGAAAUCAGACCGCCGCUUGUUCUUCGUGGGGUCGCCCUUCACGUUGAAGUAGCUGUCUGGAUUUCUGGGCUCGAUAUCGUGCUUCCGGCAGAAGGGGACCCAGAUGGCAGCGAAACUUGCGGCCUCCGCCAUGGCCUCGAAGGUGAGAAGAGCGCCGCCGUCGUCGGAGACGUAGCAAGCGAGCUUCUCCACCGGGUAGUCGACAGCGAGGAUGGAGAGGAUGGUGUUGGCGGUGACCAGCGGCGGCUCCUUUUCUGGGUCGGCGGUGGAGACGAAGACGUCGACGCCGGGGAGGUCGGAGCGGCCGGCGGGGUUCGCCGGCGACGGCGAGUCGAACUUGUCCCGGAGCACGGCAAGAUCGGUGGCCCGGUUGAUGGGACAGAGCUUGGGGAUCUGGUCCAGAAGCCAUGAGAAGGCGAACCAGAGCUCGCAGACGAUGGACAUGCCCCAGAGCCAGAGGGCCUCCUCGUUGGGAUGCUUCACCCGCCACUGGAGGAAGAACCCUAACGCGACGAUGCGGACGGCGAUGAGGAGCCUGUAAGGGCUGAUGAUGGCGGUGGGCAUGGGGAUCUUGCGGGUGAGCGGCUUCCAUUGCUUGUCCAUGGCCUCCGGCGGCGGCCCACUGAAGUCGCUGUCGUCUUCUCCGGCGCCGGCGCCGCCGUAGCCGUCGUCCUUGGCCCAGAAGGCGUUGCCGUAGCCGUAGGUUCCCUUGGUCUCGAACAGCCACCGGUUGUGGUCGAACUCUCCCGUUUGGCUCCUCAUCAGAAGCGACUUGUUGGUGGACUUCAUAACCGACAUUCGGCGGUCCGUCUUCUGGCUCGCCGGCGCCGGCAGCGGCAGCGCCGCCCCGGCGGAGAACUCCGGCGGGUCGCCGUCGUCGUACUCCCCCACCUUGUACGGCUCCUUGCAUCCCGGGCACAUCCCCCCUCCCUUCUGCGCGUCCAUAUAACAAUCCCUGCAUAUCUUGAACCUGCACACGCCGAUCACCACUGCCGGAGUACCUCGCCGGUGCCGGAGAAGACGACCAGCGGAAAGAAUCAAACCUAA